AUGACAAUUUCCAAUGACAUACCGCUACCACAAGAGCGAGUUGUGCCAGGUUCCUGCAAUAUUGAACCUGGUCAAUUCCCCAAGACUAUGUUAGAGUCAGGUCUUCCUCUAGACCCGGACGCUAUUGCAUCAAACAUCGUCGACCAACUAAACCAGGGUCUCUCAGCCAAAGACAAGAAAACUGUUGCAUCACUGUUCCUCGAGAAUUGCUAUUGGCGCGACCACUUGUGCUACUCGUGGGAUUUUCGCACCCUCGAGGGGAGCCAAGCUAUUGCUGCCUUUGUCACUGAGGCACCACUCAGCAAAAUCGAAAUCGACCGAUCGUCUGACUUGAGAUCGCCACAUAGAGCUGCCAUUGAUGCUUUCGGUGAUGUCUUCGGAAUUGAAUUUUUCUUCAAGCUCACCACCGAGGAUGGACAGGGAGAUGGUAUUAUGCGAUUGGCGGAACAUGAUGGCAAGUGGUACAUUUUCACCGUGUUCACUUCCAGGGUUGCGUUAAAGGGUCACGAGGAGAAAACGGGGAGGCCCUUUGGUGUCCGCCUUGGCGAACAUCAAGGUCGGAAGAACUGGAAGGAUCAACGUACUGAUGAAAUCAACUUCGAGGGCAAAGACCCGGCGGUAUUGAUAGUUGGGGCUGGUCAGGGUGGCUUGACUGCCGCAGCACGUCUCAAGAUGCUCAAGGUCGACACCCUCAUCAUCGACCGAGAGGUGAGAGUCGGAGACAACUGGCGUCAGCGAUAUCACCAGCUCGUUCUCCACGACCCAGUGUGGUACGACCACAUGCCCUAUUUACCCUUCCCGACCGACUGGCCCAUCUAUACACCAAAAGAUAAGCUGGCAGAUUUCUUCGAAACCUACGUCAAGUUCCGAGAGCUCAAUGUUUGGACCCAAACUGAGAUCAAGUCAUCAUCCUGGGACGAGGACAAGAAACAAUGGACGGUUGUUCUCGAGCGUAAGACAGACAACGGAACUGAGACGCGCACCUUGCACCCUCGCCAUGUCAUCCAAGCUACCGGCCACUCCGGCAAGAAAGACAUGCCCGCUUUCAAAGGAAUGGAGGACUUCAAGGGAGAUCGUCUGUGUCACAGCUCGGAGUAUCCUGGCGCGAAUUCCGAGUCAAAGGGCAAAAAGGCCGUUGUCGUUGGAUCUUGUAACUCAGCAAACGAUAUCGCCCAGGACUUUGUUGAGAAAGGAUACGAUGUGACCAUGGUGCAGCGAAGCUCUACCUGUAUAUUAUCGUCUGAAUCUACCCUGGGAAUUGCCUUCAAAGGGCUCUACGAUGGGAACGGUCCGCCAACCGAAGACGCCGAUCUUUAUUUGUCGAGUAUUCCAUUGCGUUUGUUCAAAGCGCAACAAGUGAAAGUCACCAAACUCACGAAUCAGAACGACGCAAAGACCAUUGCAGGGCUGGAAAAGGCAGGCUUCAAGGUCGACAAGGGACCCUCGGACAGCGGUCUCUUGAUGAAGUACUUCCAGCGUGGAGGCGGGUACUAUAUCGACGUCGGUGGAAGCCAGCUCAUUAUCGAUGGGAAGAUCAAGGUGAAGCAUGGCCAGGAAAUCAGUCAAGUUCUUCCCCAUGGACUCCGGUUCGCAGAUGGUACAGAGCUUGAAGCCGAUGAAAUCGUGUUCGCCACUGGGUAUCAGAAUAUGAGAACUGACACUCGUGUGAUCUUUGGCGACAAGGUUGCUGACAGCGUUGAUGAUGUCUGGGGACUUGAUAAAGAGGGUGAAAUUCGGACUAUCUGGCGGCGGAGCGGUCACCCUGGGUUCUGGUUUAUGGGUGGGAACCUCGCUCUUAGCAGAUACUACUCGCGUCUGCUAGCAUUGCAGAUCAAAGCGCUGGAAGAGGGGUUGACUACUUGGUAA
Molecule: messenger RNA, 1866 nt
Organism: Penicillium vulpinum
Lineage: Eukaryota; Fungi; Ascomycota; Eurotiomycetes; Eurotiales; Aspergillaceae
Product: flavin-containing monooxygenase
Exons: 2
Coding region: 1-1866 (621 amino acids)
Molecular function (GO): flavin adenine dinucleotide binding; monooxygenase activity
Source: RefSeq, a predicted model, not a curated record